AGAACUAUGGAAAGACGGUUUCCUUCUUCAUUCCUCACUCUCAUCUUUGUGAUAACUCUCGACACCUAAGAUAACAAACCAAGGUCUUUGUUCUCACUGACUUUUCGGCAUGCGAGUUCUCAAUUCUCGCACAUUGAAGUUUGACAGCGGGAUUUUCAAGUAUGGCGAACACGAAUAUGCCAUUGUAUCACACCGAUGGCGAGAUGAGGAGGUAGACUAUCAGGAAAUGCUGGAAUCUAUCCGGAGCCCAAAGACCGAGCAGAAAAACGGGUACGAAAAAAUCAAACGGGCCUGCAAACAAGCCGUCAAGGACAAACUAGAGUACCUAUGGAUCGAUACUUGCUGCAUAGAUAAAAGCAGCAGCGCCGAACUCUCGGAGUCUAUUAAUUCCAUGUACGCUUGGUACCGCGCGGCAUCCGUAUGCUACGCAUAUCUGGAUGACGUACCUGACUACGUCUACGCCUAUGCAGAUCCAGACUUUGAUAAAAGUGCGUGGUUUACAAGGGGCUGGACUUUACAAGAGCUUUUGGCACCAGAAAAACUCAAGUUCUUCUCGAAGGGUUGGCGGGAAAUAGGUCGCAAGAGCAGUCUAUACAACCAGUUAUCUAAGAUUACAGGUAUUGAUAUAGAUGUUCUAACAGGCUCUACAAGCGUUCUAUCUGUAAGCAUUGCUCAGAGAAUGUCUUGGGCAUCUAAAAGAAAAACGACAAGAGUUGAAGAUCAGGCAUAUUGUCUAAUGGGCAUGUUUAAUGUUAAUAUGCCAAUGCUUUAUGGAGAAGGAGAAAAAGCAUUCAUCAGAUUACAGGAAGAAAUCAUGGCAGAUUCUGACGACGAAUCAAUAUUUGCUUGGCGUGACCCUAACGCCGACCCCGAGGACCUUUAUGGCCUGCUCGCGAAAACCGGAAGUUGA
Messenger RNA from Aplosporella prunicola CBS 121167, 910 nucleotides. RefSeq lists its product as uncharacterized. The record is from RefSeq and is a predicted model, not a curated record. The transcript is spliced from 2 exons. Bases 110 to 910 code for a protein of 266 amino acids. Lineage: Eukaryota; Fungi; Ascomycota; Dothideomycetes; Botryosphaeriales; Aplosporellaceae.